UGUGUGUCUCCAACAGACAAAAAAGUUUGUGUCGUGGGUAAUUAGAAAUCAAGACAGUUUAUUUAUGUUAAACUGUUAUGCAUUAUGCAAAGGUUUAAGGACAUGGCGAAAUGUAUUGUGUGACAACUUCCAUAGGUCUUCUGCAAUGCCUAAGAAAGCGAACAAGAAAGAAAAGCCGGUAAUUGUGCAAAAAAAGGUUUCUGACAUAUCGCCUCCACUGGCAGUUGACAAGAGUGGUAAUUUAUUGCUGGCAAUUCUAGCAAAACCAGGUGCAAAAGAAAACCGGAUCACAGGGCUCCCGAUCGAGACAGAAAACUUUACUCAUACUUGACAAGACUAUUUCAGCAGAACAGAUAAUGGAAAAACUUAUGAAGGAAGUACAGUAAAACACACUGAAAGCAGGUAAACAUGGCUGACAAGGCAGUGGUGAUCCCUUCUGAUGAGGAUGAUGAUGACUGCAUCCCAGUGCCUGCAAAAAUUGUCAAGAUUCCAGAAAUUCUUUUGGAUGAUGAGAAUAAAGCUUUUACACGGACAAAGACCGUAAAACGUUAUAUAUAUUCCUCUGAUUCUGAUGAUGAGGAACAGGAAGUUGUUAAAAUUAAAAAGAGAAAACAUUCCAGUAGUGAUAGUGAUUUUGCACCUGUUGAUGAUGAUAGUGAUGAAGACACAGAUAAUGGCAGGAAGAAAGCGAAAAAAGGCGUGAAAAGUAAUGCCAAAGAACCAAGCUUGAGUAAACCCAAAAGGAAAGUGAAGGCGGAUCUACAAGAAAUUUCACCAAAAAAGAAAAGAAAAUUGGAACAGGGGACCACUAAAAAAACUAAUAAAACUGUGACCAAUAAAAAGCAGAGGGUAACAAAAACAAAGACAAAUGUUAAGUCAGAAGAUUUACUUUCAGAAGUCACUGUCAAAGAAGAAGUGUCACAAUUAAAUGACAUAGAAGAAGUGAGUGAGGUCAUAGAAGAUGUUGAUGAAAAAACAGAUGUGAAUAGUAAAACCAAUAAACCUAGCAGCAAGAAAGCCUUACCCAAGCAUGCAGAUAUGUACUGGAGAGAUGCAGAACUACUAGCAGAUCUGCAAGAAAUAAGCCCUGAAAUAGCUGAAAAUGUCAUUAACCUGUUUGACACAGACAACACUAUACCAUUCAUUGCUCGCUAUCGAAAGGAACUCACUGGUAACAUGGAGGCCGAGAAAUUGCGCCAUGUUAAGGAAUCAUAUGACUACAUAAAGAGUGUGAGAGCUAAAGCUAUUACUGUGAUGAACAGUAUUGCAAAAGUUGGAAAACUGACUCCCGACCUGGAAAGAAGCAUUAAAUGCUGCCGCAGUCUUAAUGAAAUUGAACAUUUUUAUGCUCCAUACAAGACAGGUGGCACAGGGACUUUGGCAGACCGAGCUCGUAAGCUUGGUUUGGAGGCUCCGGCAAUGGCCAUAUUAAAUGGAGAGGGAGAAAUAGUUUGCAGUAACUUGGUACAGCCAGGAGUAAAAGGACGAUCAACCAUUCAGGAAGUGAUUACUGGUUGUCAGCAUAUAAUAGCUGAUGCAAUUUCGAAGGAUGAGGCCCUUAUCGACUUUGUUAGAGAAUUAAAGAAGACAUUGUACAUUCAACUGGAGUGCAAACAAGCACAAGAGAGAAAGGCUGCUACAAAAACUGUAAAGGUUGGAAGCAAAGGAAGUAAACCAAGUUUAGUUAAAAAAGAAAAAGAGAAGAAAGGAAAAGUGAAGAAAGAAGAAGAUGCAAGCAAAUUUGAAAAUUACUACAAUUUUUCUGCAAAUGUGAAGUUUAUCAAACCUCACCAGGUUUUGGCUAUUUUCCGUGGGGAGAAUCUAAAGGCAUUGUCAGUGAAGCUCAACUUUCCCAAAUUUGCAUUCGACCGCAUAUUCUCAUUCUGCCACAGACGUUGGCUGUCGAAAGGAAAAUUCUACGAGUUUCGUUCUACUUUAUUCCAGCAGAGCUGUCAAGAUGCAUACAGCCGACUCAUUGAGCCUUUAAUAGCACGUCAAGUUAGAUCAGAAUUACUGCAAAUAGCAGUGUGUGCUGCCAUUGAAGUUUUUGCAUCAAAUUUGAAAGCACUUCUUCUUGCUCCGCCGUUACGAGGAAAAUCUAUUCUAGGAAUUGAUCCUGGUUUUCGUAACGGAUGUAAGCUGGCAGUUAUUUCAGCUACUGGUGAAGUACUUCGCACUGAUGUUAUUUACCCACAUACAUCAAAAUACCAAGUACCAGAUGAUGACCCAGAUGCACUGAAACUGAAAGACAUUAUUACGGGAUCACAGUGUGAAGUAAUAGCCUUGGGUAAUGGUACGGCGUGUCGGGAGACAGAGGAAUAUUUGUCACGGUUGAUCUCCUGUGGUUGGUUCAAGCCAUUUAAUGUAUCAUUUGUAAUUGUUAGUGAACAAGGUGCCAGUAUUUACUCAUGCAGUCCUCAGGCCAAAAAGGAGUUCCCUACAAUGGAUCCCAAUUUAAUUAGUGCAGUUUCAGUGGCACGGAGACUGCAGGACCCUAUGGCAGAACUAGUUAAGAUAGAACCAAAACAUCUAGGUGUUGGGAUGUACCAGCAUGAUGUUCCUGAGAAAAAGCUAGUGGCAACUUUGGAUGAAAUAGUUAGUGAAUGUGUCAGCUUUGUUGGAGUUGAUAUUAAUACAGCUUCAGAUUGCAUCCUCAGGCACAUUGCUGGUUUAAGUGCCACGAAAGUACAGAAUCUUAUUGAAUGGCGAUCCACUAGAGGACCUUUCAUUAAUAGAAAUCAGCUGAAACUUGUAAAAGGAAUAGGCAGUAAGACCUUCGAACAAUGUGCUGGAUUUAUUCGUAUUAUGCCACAGACAUUGGAAAUGAGGGAAACAAAAAAUUUGGCCAGUGCUGGAGAGAAACCAAAUGUGCUGGAUCAAACAUGGAUUCAUCCAGAGUCAUACGGCAUUGUCAAUAGGUUCUUAACUAUUUGUUGCUUGAGACUGGAAGAUUUUGGAAAACCAGAUUUUGUCGAGCGUGUUCAUAAUGUAGUUGAACAGAGAGGUUUGACCCAGCUGUCAAAUACAUUGGAAUGUUCUGACAGCCAGCUGCAGUUGAUAGCCGAUGCACUGCAAAAACCUCCUGGGCAUGAUUUAAGGUGUACUUCAGAUGCUCCUCUUUUUCGCAAAGAUAUCCGUAGCAUGGAAUCCCUGCAGGCAGGUCAGAUUGCAACAGGCUGUGUACGUAAUGUUACACAAUUUGGGGCAUUUGUGGAUAUAGGUGUUGGGAGCAAUGGACUGGUACAUAUUUCCAAAAUGAAAGGUGCAAUCCUCCGUGUGGGUCAGAAAGUGGAAGUAAAGGUUCUUUCAGUAGAUCUAAGAAGGAAGAGAAUUUCUUUAGCACUUGAGAAAGCGUUUUAAUUUACUUCAGGGUUUUUUUUUAUUUUUAUUUUUUUAUUUAAAGAAUAUUUGUAAUUUUUUACGAACUCUGUUCCUGACUUCGAGUCUGACUGAAGGAUGCAAGCUGUUUGUAUUGAAUUUAUCCAUACUGUAUAUUAUAACUUGUUUUGUAAAGAUUUCUGUGUAAAAAUAAAGAAUACUUUUAUUA
Messenger RNA from Schistocerca serialis cubense, 3547 nucleotides. Its product is annotated as S1 RNA-binding domain-containing protein 1. The transcript is spliced from 18 exons. The record is from RefSeq and is a predicted model, not a curated record. The coding region runs from base 409 to 3360 and encodes 983 amino acids. Gene Ontology annotation, biological process: nucleobase-containing compound metabolic process; translation. Lineage: Eukaryota; Metazoa; Arthropoda; Insecta; Orthoptera; Acrididae. Gene Ontology annotation, molecular function: structural constituent of ribosome; mRNA binding.